Messenger RNA from Theobroma umbraticum, 2217 nucleotides. RefSeq names its product defective in cullin neddylation protein (DUF298). Gene Ontology annotation, cellular component: ubiquitin ligase complex. Gene Ontology annotation, biological process: protein neddylation. The record is from RefSeq and is a predicted model, not a curated record. Gene Ontology annotation, molecular function: ubiquitin-like protein binding; cullin family protein binding; ubiquitin conjugating enzyme binding. NCBI's taxonomy places the organism in Eukaryota, Viridiplantae, Streptophyta, Magnoliopsida, Malvales, Malvaceae.
AAACCCAAACCAAAUCAGAAACAAACCAAAGAAAUUCAGUUUCUUUUUGUUUUUUAAUACAAAAAAUAAUUAAUUAGUGCUAGUAAAUAAAUAUUUUAUUAGUAGCCGAAAAUAAAUAAAAAUAUUUUAUUGCUAGGUGUAUAAAUAGAUAGGAUGGGAGAGGCAGACGGAGGAAAAACAUAAAUAAAAGGCAAAUUGGCAGUAGGCGUAGUAUUAAGCCUUUUAUUUUAUUUUAUUUAUGUUCUUUUUUCGUUGAGCGACGAAGCUUCGAUUGUUUUGUUUAUGAUGCGUCGCUCUGCAUCCAAGAAAACGGGUCAACCCAAUUCCACCAACCCGAUUACUUAUUCUCCCUCCGAUCUCUUUCGCACCGCUUCAAGUAAGGCAUCUUCAAAAGAGAUGGAACGGAUUGACAACCUAUUCUAUUCAUAUGCCAAUAGGUCUUCUGGUAUGAUUGACCCAGAAGGGAUUGAAACUCUAUGUUCCGAUAUGAAAGUCGAUCACACAGAUGUUAGGAUCUUGAUGCUUGCUUGGAAAAUGAGAGCUGAAAAACAAGGAUACUUUACCCUGGAGGAAUGGCGAAGAGGAUUGAAAGCACUGAGGGCUGACACUGUAAGUAAACUAAGGAAGGCCCUCCCAGAGCUAGAGAAAGAGGUCAGGAGGCCAUCAAACUUUGUGGAUUUCUAUUCCUAUUCAUUCCGCUAUUGCCUGACAGAGGAGAAACAAAAGAGUAUAGAUAUAGAGAGCAUAUGUCAAUUGCUGGAUCUUGUUUUGGGAUCCCAAUUCCGUGCGCAGGUUGACUAUUUUGUUGACUAUUUGAAGAUUCAGAGUGAUUAUAAGGUCAUAAACUUGGAUCAAUGGAUGGGCUUUUUUCGGUUCUGCAAUGAGAUAAGUUUCCCAGACCUUAAAAAUUAUAAUCCAGACCUUGCUUGGCCUUUGAUCCUGGACAAUUUUGUAGAAUGGAUGCAGGCGAAGCAAAGCUAAAACUUAUGUGGUUUGGUCAACUUGAUUCUCAGCUGUAAACUCCAUCUUUAUGAAAGCAGGAAUGUUCGAAGUACGGAACCAAGCUUCUCCAGCUGCUUUUUAUGUCUUUUUUACUUCAAAACAUGAAAGUCGUCAUCAAAACUUACCUUUCAAAAUUACUUCUUCAUGCUGCAAAUAUGCUGGAGACUGUCUCAAUAUGUUUGAAGUGUAUUUCUAUUGUGGCUUCCACCGAAUAUCUAUGGGGUAGGAGACUCUGUUGAGCAAAUAACAGCAACGUAAUACACGACACAAUCUCCCCACAACUGGUACCCCUGUCUCACCAGGAAGUCGUGACAGGUGCUGGCUUCAUUCUAAGCAUGUGAGCUAAUGAUGCUAAGAUCCAACCGUUGGGGAUGAUCCUUCUAGGGAUGGAUUAUAUCGACAUUUUUCUCUUCAUCGUACCAUCCUCUUAACUUUGGGCAGUCAUCAGGAGCCAGCAUUUUUAGCUGCAAAUAAGUUUGUUAGGGCACCCCCUAGCAAUCUGGUUGUUGGGCAUCAGGCCUGCUCUGUCUCGCCUGCAUAUGCCUUGACAAGAUUUGUGCUUGAUAGUUACCAAUCACUGCUACAUGUAAUGUUUGUGAGAAGGGCCUUGGAUUUGUCGUGGGUAAUCAAACUUUAGGUAACCCUUUGGAGCAUAUGAUUUGGAUUUAACCAAAAUGCAAAAAACAUAAUACCUAACUUGGAUGCUUUUCCUUGUGGCCUUAUGUCUGCAUAUAUCCAUUAACUUUUAAGGCAGGUAUGGUCAUCUCAGUAGGACUAAACUUUCAUGGUCUACCCCUGUGCUGGAAAGUUUGCGAUUUAUUUGCUUCUGAUUGAGUGCUUGAUGUUUAAUGAGGAGACAUGGACAUUUGUUUUGGAGCAUUUGGAUGGUCAGCUAACAAUCAAGCAGAAACCAGGCUAUGAAAACAGUAUGUCAUUAGCUCCUAUGCAUGUUCUGGCUACUUGUGAGGAGGUUCUAUAUAUGCUAUAAAGGCUUUUCCUUCUUAAUGGCCGAAGGAGGGAAUCAAUUUUUGUAUGGAGUUUGAGCCCAAACCGUUAUCUGUUUGCUUGUUCUUGUAGUUCUGCUGAGAUAUGUUUGAUCUUAGGCUUUCUUGAAGGGUAAUCUUGUUUUAGUGCUCAAGUAAAAGAGUAGGUAUAAUAAUAAUGUUAUAAAUAAGUUGAAGUAAAGGGGUAAUGUCCAUCAACUAUGCAAUGUGA